GGGCCUAUCAAGCAUAUUAUGGAACAAACGGCCGCCGGUCCUUAAUGAGGUCGUCAUGAUCAGAGAACAUGUGAUCAGAGACCAAGGUCAGAAACGACAUUCGCGGCAAUUGUUUCUUAUGAGAUAAUACAUCAGCAGUGGUGAUAAAAAAGAUAAACAUAAUUAAUUAUUUGUUCUUCGGUUGACACUGUUUACAAUAUAGCCUAUUUUAGACCGUACCAACGUUCGUACGCUAUUGUUUACAAACUUGAUUUACUAAAUCUUGCUGAUUGCAUGCAACAGCUGUGUUCAUUCGUUUGACUUUUAAAAAACAUUACCGUUCCUCUUUUUGUAAACCUUAAUUGGAGAUACUAGGCCUACGUAUAAGGCCUACAGCUGAAAAAACAACAACAUUUGAGAAGCCAAAAGCACAAGGUACGCUAUUGGCUAGGCCUACGUAUUUUAAAUUCGGUUGCCAAUGGCAAAACAUCGUGACACCUUGGGUAUCAUUUUAAUACAUUCUUGAAACUUUAUUUGAUUAGUCCAUACAAUCCUGCUAUCGUUGAUGCCAAUUAAGGAGUAGAUGUGCGUUGUUGGAUAAUACAUGUAGUUAACUGUUAGGCCUAUAGUUUGUUUCCUUAUUAAUAUAGUGAGCUGUCAUAAUUAGAUCUAGGCCUAUUUAUUGAUAGGCUACGUAAUAAUGACAACCAUCAUUGCACCCUGUCUACUAUACACGCUCAUAAAAGCUCGAAGAUCGAUUAAUAUAAUUCAGGGAUAGUGUACUUUAUAUUAUUAUGAACUGUUUUUCCUGAGUAUAGCGAAACCAUAUUUCGCUCUUUUUGUGAAUUGUUGAUUUUUAUUAGGAUUUUAUUUUAUAAUAAUUGCAAAUAGAAUCUAUAGGGAAGUGCUGACAUGUGAACAAACUUCUUUCUUGGGGAGAGAAAAGAGGUUUCGCGGAGAGCAUAGGUCUAGAGUUAAGAUCCUUUGCGGAGAGGAAGAGACGGGCAGCGAAAAUAAUUAAAUCUAGUUUUAGCCCACCAGAGUAGCGUCCCUUUACAGAUCAGUUUAUUUUAUGAUGCCAGCAAGUCAAGCAAGUGCUGAGAAAACAAGGCAGACAGAACCACAGACAUUGUAAAGCGGCUAGGCCUAUCAUCUUCUAAACGGUUUUGUGGGUAUAAUAUUCAAUACAUUUUGAGUGUGGUGUAUGCUCUUUAUUUGUUACACCAGUGUUGACCAUGGAUAAGCUUCUUGAAGCCAGUGUCAUCUUCGUGAUGCUUGUACAUCUAUUUGCAUGCCCAUACACCAAAGUAGAAGAGAGCUUCAACAUGCAAGCGACGCACGAUAUCCUGAAUUUUGGACUGGACAUUGACAAGUAUGAUCACUUAGAAUUCCCGGGCGUUGUUCCACGGAGCUUCAUAGGACCCUUGUGUAUUGCUGCGGUUUCUUCCCCUUUUGUUCUGCUGAACAACAUUACAGGAGGAAACAAACUUGUUCAACAGUAUAUUACCCGAGCAGUUCUUGGCCAAGCCACUUCUCUGUCAUUCUUCCUUUUCUGCAAUGCGAUUGAAUCUGGCUUCGGGAAAAAUGUGAAAAGAUGGCUGAUCCUGAUUACCAUGACCCAGUUCCACUUUAUGUUCUACAUGUCAAGGCCGCUGCCUAACAUCUUUGCUCUCAGUAUGGUUCUGUUGGCUCUGACCAGCUGGUUGCACCAGAAACACAAGCUGUUCAUCUGGCUGUCCGGGGCAGCGGUUGUCCUCUUCCGCUUUGAGCUUGUCAUGUUUUUGGGGCCCAUUCUGCUGCAAGAACUGGCUGUUGGGAGACUGAAGUUUCCCAGGUUUCUUAAAACGACUAUGUUGGCCGGAUGCUUUUGGCUAGGCUUGACCGUUCUGGUGGACUCGUUUUUCUGGCAGCGCUGGCUGUGGCCGGAGGGGGAAGUCAUGUGGUUUAAUGUUGUGCUGAACAAGAGCUCUGACUGGGGUACAUCGCCGUUCCUGUGGUACUUCUACUCGGUACUGCCGCGAGCCCUGUCGGCCACAGUGAUCCUCAUCCCCGUCGGAGUCUACCUCACCCGCCAAGUGACGGUCUUGCUGUGGCCAGCCCUUGGCUAUAUCCUGCUCUUCUCGUUCUUGCCUCACAAGGAGCUGCGCUUCAUCCUCUACACCUUCCCUGUGCUCAACACUGUUGCAGCCUGUGCUCUGGCUACGCUAUGGCGGAACAAAGAGAAGUCUCUGUCUCGACGAUUCCUCGCCUUAGGCUCCUCCAGCCUGCUGCUAGGCAACGUGCUGCUGACCACAGGCUUCCUCUACAUAGCUCACUACAACUACCCGGGGGGCGCAGCGCUCAGACUGCUGCAUCAGCUGGAGGAGAACAACUCAGACGUUCAUGUUCACAUCGAUGUCUUCACUGCGCAGACAGGAGUGACCAGGUUUGGUCAGCUCAGAGAUGACUGGAUAUACAACAAAACAGAAGACCUGGCCCCGGGCGGAGUGGACAUGCAAUCAUUUACUCACCUCCUCAUCGGCGCACCUAGUGAAGACAGCCAUGAGGUCACAACGUUUUCCCAGACUCAUUCUGUGCAAGCCAAAGUGGAGGCGUUUGAAAGGAUAAAGUUUGACAAAAAUUUGCUCCCUCCGCUGCAGUUGUCAUUUACAAACAAAUGUUUUUUGUUGAAAAAGAACACGGUUGGAGCGUAGCGGAUCCACGUGCUUGAGACGUUUUAGAACGUGCUCCCAUUCCUAAGACGCAUCUCAGCUGUGUUAGCAUUUCUAAGUGUUCUAGUUACUUGUAUCUCAAUCAAUCUUCGAAGAAGUCAACUGAUAUUCACAUUGGCCAUGGUGGUUAUAAAGGGGUCUCCGGCUAAUAGCACGCACCUUGGGUGAUAAGAAAAGCAUACGCUUACAUUGUGAACAUGCUUUUAACUCUUUCACUACCAGGAGGUUCUUCUCACAUGGACUGGCCCUUAUCUGGGACCUACUUCCAGAUUCUUCCUAUCCUUAGACAAAUUAAAGCUUUUGAGUUCAAUUUUCAAUUUUAGCCACAUGUAUCAUCGUAUAUGAAAAUGAAUGGGAGAUAAUGACCUAUCUCAACAUGUUGCUAAAAAUGAUAGUUCUUCAGCCUGAGAUUUCAGUUUUGAUUAUUACAAGAGUAGAACUGGUUUUGAAGCAGAAAGUGGAGAGCUGUGACACACGGCUUGUGGUCAAGUGUUGGGAGUAACAUGAGCUGUGACACACGGCUUGUGGUCCAGUGUUGGGAGUAACAUGAGUUGUGACACGCGGCUUGUGGUCCAGUGUUGGGAGUAACAUGAGCUGUGAAUCACGGCUCGCGGUGGUGAAAGAGUGAAGUAAAUUUCUAAGUCUAAGGGGAGUAAUCUAGAGGUAGUAUUCUGUUGAAUUUCAUUGGUUGAUGUGUAUGACCGUAGCAUCUGAUCUCCUGCAGCGAGUUGCACCUUUGAGCUGAUCUCACCCAAAAGUGUGAAGUUUUCCUAUAAUAUAAUAAUGAUAAGAAUUAAAUUCAUAUAACGCAUAUCCACGCUCUACAGCAUGCUCUAUGCUCUUUACAACUAUUAUUACCCCAGCAGACCCUAGAACACUCAGAAACAUUCUCGGCUGCAUGGAAAGCAUCUAUCACAGACAAUGACUAUCAUAAUCACAGAACAGCCCUUUCACACUGUUCGGCUGCCACGCAAGGGCAGUCACUGGCUUUCCUCUUUACGCAAUUCUUACUUCUUUCGCCAUGUCCCUAUAUGUCUUUUUUCCUUUCUGGCAAAGCGUCAAUUUCAAGUAAUAAAGAAGGGCAUGCAAUGUUUGCUUUGCUUCCAUCAGUUCCAAGCAAAAUGAAUCACUGUGGCUGAUCUGUUUCUGACACCAAACGCAGGAGCAGCUGCGCUAUUAGAUGGAGUUGUCGAUUUGGAAACUGCACUUACGAGUGAUGAUUAUAUAAGAAAUAUUUGGUCCCACAUAGCCAGCAUUUUUUAAGGGGGAUUGUGCUUUUAUCUGGCAUGCUAUUAGCCGCAGACCUUUGUUAUGCCUUACAGCAUGUACUGUUUUUUUAUUUAUAUUAUAUCUCAAGCCAUUGAACUUUGAUGAAUUCAAAUUUGUUUUGGAUGUUAAAUCAUUGAUUUAAAAAAGUUACAUAUCCUGGUUUAUCCCCCUCACAGGUAAAUGUGUUCCUACUAAUUUCUAUUGCAACUUUGUUUUUUGGUCCGUGGCCUGCUGUUUUGCUCUCUGAUGUGGUGGUCGUCGUGUUCCUCUUGUCAUAAGAUUUAAUGUGCGACAAAUAAUGUUUUGGUUAAUUUUACAUUGUAUUUUGUGUGCUCGGUCGGUGUGGACUUACAUUUUUAUGUGCCCCAGGUGUUUCUGGUAAGAGCUGACCGCCGACAUUGUUAUGUAUAUCUUAAGUGGUGAGAUGAUACUAGUUCACUGCUUCCUUUGUUAUGAAAUCCUUUCGUUCGCUUGACUGUUAAAUUUGUGUUCUGUACUAGAGCUGUGCCCAUUUGACUUUACUAUUCAACAUUGGUGAUUUUUGCACUAUUCAAAACUAUUUGAAGUGUGAUAGACCCAUUUGAAUACUGUGUGAUUUUUCAUGGAUAAUGGAUUUUCGUCUCAUUUUCCUCGAACUGUAGUAAAAUAAGAGAAUGCUAUAUCUAAAAUCAUUGGGGUAAAUACAGCAUUACUUUGCACCUGAUGAUUUUGAGACAGUAUUAAGUGGAGCCAGUAAGAGUUAUAAAGCAUGUUUCUAAGAGAUAUUCACAGCUACAUGUAUUCUUUAUUCACUGGUCACACCAGGAAUGGCUCAAGAGCACUUUACUCUCGGAGCUUAGCAACUGUAUAAAAAAAAAUCUAACAGUAAGCUGUCGCAAUGAACUCCCCUUCCCAUAUUUGAAAUUCGAAGUGUUAUGAAUGGUGAUGUGAUGUCAUCAUAUUGCGCUGUGUAAAAACCAGCACACACACUCUCAGUAAAUAGUGCUGUUAAUGCAUGUUGAAUAGCAGAAGUUAGCGAUGGACUAAUCAUACAUAUAAGAAAAAAGAAUUUGACACUCAGUAUUCGAAUAGAAUGAAUGUGACCUCAGGCUUCAAAGCUCAGUGAAGUUUAAUUUCCUCACAAUCGCACAGCGCUACUGUGUAUAUAGUUUGUUGUGGUAGUUUGUCAGCAGUAGGUCUAAACUACAAAAAAUGUGAGCCGGUCUUGAGAAAUCAGGAAUAUGUCGCUAAACCUCAAACCGAGAUAUCAGCAAAUAUAGUUGAUGUGGCCAAUUCUGGUCGAUUUUGAGUCACACAUACCAGAGGAUCCCCAACCAUUUUUAGAAAAUAAUUAAAGAGCAGUUUCUUGUAAAAACCACUUUAAAGUAUAGUUUCCAUUUACAUUCAGCUAUUAAAAAUCAAUAAUCUUACUUUUCCAUAUAUUUUGUUACUUCAAAAUGCAAUAUCUCAAGUUCAGGAAAAGAUCAUAAAAAAAUUUAAAGUGCAUAAUCAUCUGGAAGAUCCCAGCUUUCAGAAAAGCAAAAAUAUUCAAAAUGGGCCUGGGGUGACAUAUUAUUCGUGAUUUCCCCAGACCGACUCACGAAUGUGUGCAUGAAAGAAAUUAAGUUCAAUAGCCUCACAGUCUUCAUGUGUGUGGCACAGCAUCAGUGUUCCCGCUUGUUAUUUUGGAGUUAAGUUUAUAGUUGAGAUUUCUUCUUUUGCAGUUGCGAGCGCUGUUACAAACUCAACUAAAACUCAACUAAGAUUUUUUGCUAUAGAAGGCUUCAUAGAAGAUUCAUUGCUUAACACUUUUCCGUGACAUCUCGCCGAUCGGCGAUGUUUACCACCCAGCUUCUUUGGAUUUUCCCCAAAAUGCUUUUGCCUUUGAUGGCAAGGGUUUUUACUAUAUGAGCCUUGUGAUGGCAAAAUGGUAAAGAUGCUAAAGAUGUUCACAAAUCUAGAUGUGCAUAAGCCUGAGAGCAUCUCUACUAUAAGAACAUUAAAUAAAUUUUCUAUUAGUGUUUUGAUCGGGUUUGGAUGCAUAAUAUAGGUGUCCAUAAUUCUUUGAAAAGGAAAAAAUUUUUUUGGAAAUGAUGACUUUUGUUAAACAGUUCAUUGUAAGGUUGUUUAAGUUACUGGUACUCAUCUGGUUGUGAAAGCAAGUGAGACUGGAUUAUUUCUUCCCUGCGCUUGGACAGACUGUUAGCCCUCUUGGUUAGUUAGAGUUAGACACUUGACUAAAUUAAGUAAGUGCAGAUGAGCCUGGUUUGAAUCUUUUAUGGGACAAAGUGAGCCUAGCUUACGUUUUCAACUAUUUCAAAGGCUUUUUUUCUUUAUUUUAUCAAGAUGGAUAUAAAAUUAGAAGUCUUACCUCAGGUCCUUUUUGAAAAUGAAAGGCAUUUUUAUGUUAAGUUCUUAUACCCCUUAGGAAUCACGGAUGAGAAUACACUGCUUCCCCAGGACCGUAAACGAGUAUGCUUGCGAGCAAAGUGACCUACAUCGAAACAAAGGCAUGUCGAUGUUAUGUUUUUGUAAACCGAUUGAUUAGUUCUGGUCAGAUAUUUUGCUUCCGAUUUCUGGCAAUUAAAUGUGGAUAGCGAUAAAAUGAGUUUAGAAAUGGUGUUUCUCCGAACCUGAGGUGCUCAACAAAAUUUGUAUAGACACAGACAGUGUUGACUCAGACAGUGACCAUGAUAAUUUGGAUUGAGACUCUUCAAGUCAAGAAAAAAAGGAUGAAAGACAGAUCUAGAACAAAUUAUUAUUGAUUGAGGAGCAAUUUAUGCUAUAAGUAGAUCUAGCUCUAGUCUUUUAUUCCCAAUAGGAACUAAUUCUGGACAAAAGCUUACUAUUACAUAAACGAUUACACCUAAAUGACUCGAACCAAAAUAUUUUUUUUCAAUGAAAAUGUGUUUUACAGUACGGAAACAUAGUCUUUUAUUUUUUAACAAUUUGGUGAAGCUUCCUAUCUAUAACUUUACUAGGGGCUGAGCUAUUCAUAUUAGAGUUACACAUAUCUCACAUCGUGAGAAAGCGGGAGACAGCUCCGGUCCUGGGGUACUGAAAGUCAAAUGUGAGGCCAAUUCCGUAGGUGUUAAUAUCAGUAAAUGAAGGUGUGAGAUAGUGCAGCGUCUCCUCAUAAAUAGUUAAGCUCAUGUGGCCAUCUUUAUGUUGCUUAUGUCUGAAAUUGAGUGUUUUCUUGGAGUACAAACAGAAAACAGACUCAUAUUUAACUUUGAGGUUAACUUUUUAAAAACAUAUUGAUCAGAAAAAACCCCACUUAUUUAUUAUAUUAUUUUUUAAAAUUUAUACCUUGUAAAAAAGGGAUACACAAGUUUAAUAUUAUAUGUAUAUUCUUUAGUUUUUCAAACAUGAAUGAGAGCAAAAGAGAAUCAGCGUUUAGGGUUAAAACACAAAAUGAAUGAUGCACCUUUUAAUUGGUGCAAUUGGCAGAAAGUUAAUUGUUGACAACUUUAAAUGUUUGCCUUUUAACCAUCAUUUUGGGAAAUCAAAUACUUGAAAAAGAAAACGGUUACAGUGUGCAUGGUGUUAAAUACCCCCAAGCACAACGCUAUAGAAAAUUACUCCAGAACACCUUCAUUAGACAAAAUACUGACAAGUUGAAAUGUUUUUGACUUUUUAAAGAUUCAGUAUUUUUUAAUCUUUCAAAGGGAGGGAUAGUUGUAAGGAUGAUAAAUCUUACGCAGUUAAGUUGGAUUCUGGAGAAUGAAAUUAUAACAGUACAGUUGCUUCAGCUUUUAGUUUUUUGUUGUUACAUAAAAUUGCAGACGAUCAUGUUUGUAUGAUGAAAUGUUGAUUGAAAAGUAUUGUACGGUUACCGACAGCAUUGAAAGAUUUUUCAGCU
Molecule: messenger RNA, 7800 nt
Organism: Aplysia californica (California sea hare)
Lineage: Eukaryota; Metazoa; Mollusca; Gastropoda; Aplysiida; Aplysiidae
Product: probable Dol-P-Man:Man(7)GlcNAc(2)-PP-Dol alpha-1,6-mannosyltransferase
Exons: 9
Coding region: 1215-2672 (485 amino acids)
Biological process (GO): protein N-linked glycosylation
Cellular component (GO): endoplasmic reticulum membrane
Molecular function (GO): alpha-1,6-mannosyltransferase activity
Source: RefSeq, a predicted model, not a curated record